This is a messenger RNA of Jaculus jaculus (lesser Egyptian jerboa), 1155 nucleotides long. Its product is annotated as transcription initiation factor TFIID subunit 7-like. The record is from RefSeq and is a predicted model, not a curated record. Gene Ontology annotation, biological process: transcription initiation at RNA polymerase II promoter; RNA polymerase II preinitiation complex assembly. Gene Ontology annotation, cellular component: transcription factor TFIID complex. Gene Ontology annotation, molecular function: RNA polymerase II general transcription initiation factor activity. Lineage: Eukaryota; Metazoa; Chordata; Mammalia; Rodentia; Dipodidae. The coding region runs from base 1 to 1155 and encodes 384 amino acids. The transcript has a single exon.
AUGAGCCUGGCCGAAGGCGACAUGAGCGCGCACCUGGGCGAGGCUGCGCUCGAGCUUGAGAGCCAGUUCAUACUGCGUCUCCCUCCCGAGUACGGGGCCACUGUCCGCGACAUCAUCCGGUCCGGAGACGUGGCCAUGAAGGACAGGCUAAAAAUCGACCUGUCCGCGGAGGGACGGCGUGCCGUCGUUGAGGUGGACGACGUGGCCCUGCCCGCCACGGUCGUCGAUUUGCCGUGCGUGAUCGGGAGCCUGAAAACCUUGGACAGGAAGACCUUCUACCACACGGCCGACAUCUCCCAGAUGCUGGUGUGCAGCGCCGACGGCGGCGGCGGCGGCGGCGGCUGUCCCCAAGCGUCUCCGGGGGAAGCGGCGGCGGCGUCCGCCAUCAGCGCGCCCGGGCCCGGCGACGGCGACGGCGACGGCGACGGGGAGCCCCAGAAGACGUACCUCUGGAAGCACGGCAUCACCCCGCCGCUGAAGAACGUGCGAAAGAAGAGGUUCCGGAAGACGAUGAAGAAGCUUCCGGCCAAGGACGGCCGCGCGGAGGACAUGGACUCCCCCGAGGUGGUGAAGGAGGUGAAGCGGUUGCUGUGCUCGGACGCCGAGGCCAUCAGCUGCCGCUGGGAGGUGGUCGCCGACGACGGGAGCCAGGCCGUCCAGAGCCAGGGCUGCGUCCCCGGCGCCGGCCGUCACGUCCCGUGGCAGCGCAGCGGCACGCCCCCGAGGAUGGGCGAUUCCAGCAGUCACGACGACGACGACGACGACGACGAAGACGACGACGGGGAGGACAAAGAUGGCCGCGGGAAGGAGGAGGAGGAGGACGACGACGACGACGAGGAGGAGGAGGUUGAUUCUGAAGAGGAUCUGGAAAGGGAGCUGCAAGCCAGGUUUCUGGAAUGCAGCCUGUCUGAGGAGAGUGAAGGUCACCGGGCGGUCGUCCUGGGAAUCCAGAAGCUGAUUGAUCACAAGGAGAAAAAGCUGCAGGAGAUUAAAGGCAAGGCGCGCCGGCAGAAGGAUCUCCUCAAGCAGGUGGAAAACCUGACCCUCAAGAGUCAUUUCCGUCUCGCCCUGAAGCAGCUUAAGUUACAGAAGGAGCAAAAGUCCAAGCAGAUCAUGUUCCUCAAGGAACAACUGAAACAGUACCUGAAGAAGUAA